Messenger RNA from Bufo bufo (common toad), 951 nucleotides. Its product is annotated as olfactory receptor 10A6-like. The record is from RefSeq and is a predicted model, not a curated record. Gene Ontology annotation, cellular component: membrane. NCBI's taxonomy places the organism in Eukaryota, Metazoa, Chordata, Amphibia, Anura, Bufonidae. The coding region runs from base 1 to 951 and encodes 316 amino acids. The transcript has a single exon. Gene Ontology annotation, molecular function: olfactory receptor activity; G protein-coupled receptor activity. Gene Ontology annotation, biological process: G protein-coupled receptor signaling pathway.
AUGGACAAGAGAAAUCAAUCAACAAUCACAGAAUUUCUCCUAUUGGGAUUUGGAAAACUUCACAGCUACAAGAUUUUAGUUUUUACUCUUUGUUUGAUCGUCCACAUCAUGGCUUUGACAGCAAAUGCCCUUGUAAUUGUCCUGGUUGGGGUCACCCAGAGCCUUCAUUCCCCUAUGUACUUCUUCCUCAGCCAGUUGUCCUUGUCUGAGAUGCUGUUCACCAGUAACAUUGUGCCCAACAUGUUAUGGCUGAUACUGAAGGGAGGAGGAAAAGUAUCGGUUGUCCGGUGUUUAUCUCAGUUUUAUUUAUUGGGUGUUCCAACCAUUGCCCAGUGCUUGCUGUUUGCUGCCAUGUCCUUCGAUCGAUAUGCAGCCAUUUGCAGACCAUUACAUUAUAACACCAUUAUGACCUUUACACAUCAGCUUCAGAUGAUAAUCUCCUGCUGGUUGUUGGGCUUCACCUUGGCCCUUUUAAUAUACAUUUUCUUGACCAAGUUAAAAUUUUGUGGCCUCAACACUAUCAACCACUUCUACUGUGACACUGCUCCUGUUCUACAAUUGUCCUGUUCUAGUACAUCUUCUGUAGAGCUGGUCACUGCUCUGGUGGCAUUUCCUGUCAUUGUGUCACCAUUCAUGUUUAUUAUACUCACCUACAUUUCAAUCAUUCAGACCAUCCUCAAGAUUCCCUCCACCACUGGAAGACAUAAAGCCUUCUCCACCUGCAGCUCCCACCUGAUUGUUGUGUGCAUGUACUACGGGACUUUGUCAUCCAUUUAUAUCUUCCCACCAAGAGAUAAUUCCAUAAAUCUGAACAAAGGUCUAUCUGUUCUAUACACACUGGUGACUCCAUUGUUUAACCCUUUAAUUUACAGCUUGAGAAACCAGGACAUUAGAGGCGCCAUUUUUAAGUAUAUUCAAUAUAUGAGGCUAUGGAAAGCAAUGGAGGCUUAG